UUUUAUUUAUAUAAAUAUUCACCAAAACAAAUAACCCAUGGUAGAUUCGCAGCUCAACGAGUCGCAAUUCGUUCGCCGAGUUGCAAAAAUACAGGAGUCGAUAUCGAUGCCGCUUUUGACAAUUUUAGGCAAAAAAUUAGAAGUGGAAGAUUUUGGGUCAAAUAGCGCGCUCUUCAUUUAUCUACUCAACUACGAAUUUCCUGAGACGUUGCUCUUAAUAACGAAGGACAUGUGUUAUGCGGUCACGAGCACGAAGAAAAAAGAAAUUCUUGAAAGCAUGCAAUGCGCGAAACUCAGGGUGUAUGAGAGGAUGAAGGAUGGGAGCAGCGACAGCUUCAUAAGGAACGAGCUGAUCAAGAUCACGGAUAGCGUGCUUUUGAGCGAGAAGAACAGUUUGCACGGCCACUUUUGUUCCACAUACAUAGGUGCCUUUAAAACGGUUGAUUUUGAGAUGGGAAAUCUCUUCAUUCAGAAAGAGGAAGAGGAGAUCGAGUAUGUUGAGUGUGCAGCCCUGUUUGUCACGUACCUGAUGGAAGAGGCAAUCAAAAUGAUCAGAAAGGGUGAGGUGUGUGUGGAAAGCAAACUAGAAAGACACCUGGACACUCCUAACAAACCAUUUGAUCUCAAGCUGUCACAAGUUGAAUUUACGUACAGCCCGCGUAUUGUGAGGGACGAAGAUGCAGUAACAAUCAGCAUCGGUGUGCGCUACCAGUCCUACUGUGCAGAAAUACAGCGUGUUCUGUUCUAUGAUGCGGACUAUCUAGAAAUUUAUCGGAGGAGAAACGAAAAAAUACGGAACCGAAAAUUCGAGAACCUCAAGUCUCUCGGGCUUUUGCAGCGCGAAGGAUUGCGUAAGGACGAGGAUGGUACGUUUGUGAUGAAAACAGAUCACGAGAACUACACGAUCAUUGAUGUUGUGAAGUGCACUGAUGGCAAAUUUGAGGUGCUUACCGAUGAUAUAACAUGGCGUGAGAGCGAGAAGAAAAAUUUUGUUGCCGAAGACUUUCUUAUCGAGCGGGAGAAGACCAACAUAGAGAAGAAGAGACUGAGCAGACAGAAGGCGCUCGAAAAAGAGAUUGAAAUCAACGAACACCAAAAAGAACUUAUGGAUAAGCUAAAUGAUGAAAUGGUAAGGUAUUACUCCGACAUGGAAACAACUGAACCAUUGGAAACGAUGUCCAAGAAAUUGGUGGCGUAUGAGAAGGAAAGCCAGUUGCCAAGGAAGAACAAGCUUGUGAUUGACAGGAGAAAUUUUAGCAUUUUGAUACCCAUAAAUGGAUAUAUGGUGCCGUUUCAUAUCGAAUACGUUAAAAAUUGCAGUUUGAACGGAAACGACCUGCGAGUGAACUUUAGAGAGGGCGAAAUCAUUAAAAGCAUCACCUAUAGGAGCAAGACGGCUAAUUCGCUGUAUAAUGAGAUCGGCGAUGCGAAGAAAGAAUAUGUAGAGAGGCGCGAGACGAGUAAUGUAGGCGAACAGGGAACGCUGUGUGAGAUAAAGGGAAGAAGGCAUAUUUUGGGCGACGUCAAGAUUAAGACAGAGGUACGUACGCAAAAAAAGAGCAGGGCAGGCAACUUGGAGCUACACGAAAACGGAUUCAGAUUUGGCGAUACAACCAUUUUGUUCAAUAAUAUCGAGCAUUUGUUCUACCAACAAGGCGAUGUGUAUCUUUUGCAUUUUAAGCUGGCCCUCCCGAUCAUAUUUAACGGCAAGAAGGCCUACAACGUGCAGUUCUUCAAGGAAGUUGUGGAGAAUAUGAGCAUCGAUAUCAUGAAGCUGCAUCCUUCGCAGAAGGAACGCCUUGAAGAGGAACAGGAAAAGAUACGCCUCGAGAUGAUCAAGGCUGAAUACGACAACUUCAUAAAGAACGUGGAGAACAACAGCAAUUUGCGGAUAGAUCGUGUCAGUAAGGAUGUGUACUUCGAGGGAGUGCCGUACAGACAGAACGUGCAGAUACGGCCAAGCAGCACGUGCCUGGUCAAUCUUCUCGAGCCGCCAUUUCUUAUUGUAGAUUUUGAGAAGAUGGAGGUAGCAAAUUUUGAGAGAGUCAACUACGUAUCGCGAUCAUUCGAUCUCACAUUUAUCUUCAAGGACAAGACAUUCAUCACGAUCACAUCCGUUGACUCGCGGUCCAUGGAUUACCUGCGUGAGUUCAUCGACAGUCGAAAUAUCUGUUUCAUCCAGACAGCACAGAAUAUCAACUGGAACAAUCUGCUGAAAACCAUAAAGGAAGAUCCUUUUACGUUCUACAACGAUGGUGGCUGGUCUGCCCUGCAGCCCAUGAGGGAAGACAACGAUCAAGAAGAGUCAAGCGCAAGCACGUUAAGCAGUCCAAGUAGCGUGUCGGAAGCAACGAUGAGCGAUACGGAGGGGGAGGACGAGAGCCUCGAGGAAGAGGUAAUUGAGGAGGAUGACGAUGAUGACAUUGUUGACUUAAAUGACAUUGACAGCGAAGACGAAAGCGAGGAGGAUGAUGAGCAGUGGAAUAAAAAGCGAAGGAUAUGAUAAGAGUUGGUGAAGUAAAUUAUAAGUAUACUGUCCAUGUUUAUGGCCCCUGCUAUUUUUUUAUAACGUUUCUUCUCGUAGCUGCACUUGAGAGCCUUCUUAGAAUCCUUACGCAGAAAAGAGGCGGCAGUAUUUGGUUUGGCAUCGCUAACUUGCUUUAAGAUCUGAAAUGGUCGAUUGGACGGGUUAGUAUGCACCUCGUUUCUGGAGUUGGAGAUCGAACCCGCUGUGAGAAGAUAGUUCGAUCAGUACAUGCUUGGCAGAGAACUGCAAAUAGGUCGCAACGAUAAAUAAGCAAUAAUGCAAAGUUUUAUGUCUCCUCGUUGUCUUACGUGAGAGUUGCGCGUAUGUCUUUGCUGAAGCAAGUUUGGUGGAGCUGUGCAACCUCUCCGUGUAGUACAAGGCCGAAGGGGCCGUUCAAAGAUAGGGAGGUGCCAGUUCCUCGUAGCGGGUGUUAAAAGACAGGCUCUACCAGAGGUUUAAAUCCAUUGGGAGCAGUCCUAAGAUAUGUGCUGGCGCUAACCACGAACAUUGGUAUCUCUCAAGGAGUGGUGUUGUCAGCCAUUCUAUGGUUGUACAAACAGGCUGCAGGGGCCGAUAGCCAAGGGCUCAGCUUGUGCAGGUUUUCAGGAAGCACGUUUUACGGAAUAGGUGUGUGCGGGGCAAGUGGUACAUUAAGCCAUCGUCAAAACAAAAAUUAAUUGCCUUUUAGCACAAACGGUGAAAGUUUACCUCCAAUACCAGCGUGGAUGUACCGGUUGUUGCUCCUGGAAAGUAAAGACCGAUAGCCUCGAUGGGUGAGCCAAGAAAUGGCUUACAGGUUCACCGCUAUCGAUGAGAAGAAGUAGUGCUUAGAUAUUGAUGCACGGCAGGUGAUGUAUUAGGUAGGAAGGUUUAAUAAAACUCUUUCACGCUGAAGAAUCAUAAAACAACGAGAACUGAUACAAACCGUGAAUCUCCGUCUCCAAACGGAGAAAUAAUAGUUUGAUCUACUGUAACGAUCUGCUCGUUCACAAACGGACCAGCACGGCCGAGAGCAAGCGAGCACGCUUCACGAUAAAGAGAGCAAAAGAUGCCUAAGCAUUUCUUUACUUAAAAUACCCGUAAAGCGAUCCAAAUUGCUCAUAGAGGCGGAUCGUACAGUGUCAAAUCGCUGUUACUCUUAUUAAUACAUUCUUUGGAACAGUCAACCGCAUUAAAUUCGUUCACCAGCUCAGAGUGGUACAAGGAGCUUCCAGUUAAACAGUCGGUGAUGCUUUUGAAGAGCGUCUUGUAGUUGCUGUUGUUGAACGACCCGUGCACCAGGUCAAUGUUACUUUUGAACACACUGGAAUACACCCACCGUGUCGUUGCCGGCCACACCUGCGAGCUAAACUGCAACGAUGAUUCCAAGUAACCACGGUCUCUUUCAAGCACAUCCCUGCAUACCCUCGUAUGCUCCAUCCUAUUUUUGCAGAUGUUCAGCCUGAUCUUGAGCACACCAAAAUCAGGAUAUUCAUUCUCGUUCGGCAUGUAGCCCUCUUUUGACGAGUCAUAGGGAUCAAAGGCAUUUAUAUUAAACACCGAUUUGUUGAAGAGGUUCAGAGCGUAUAUUCCCUCAAUUAUGAGCACCUCUGGAGAAUUAUUGCACACCAUCGUUGGACCAGAUGAUUUUCUGCUCACGAACGAGUACUGGUACGUUGGUAUGAACUUCUCUCCGUCGUGUAUUGCGCGCAGCACACCGUGCACCUUGUCCCAAUCAACCGAUCCAGGAUUAUCAAAGUCGUACUUUGUUACGUCCGACCCAGUGAAUGAUUUGAAGUAGCCGUCCAUGUGGAGUAUGAACGUGGGAACAUGUCCCUUCAGAGAUGCGUACAGGUUGUUCGCAAAGGUGGUCUUGCCGGAUGUACUUGCACCGUGUAUCGCUAUCACCUUUAUGCGGUUGUUC
This is a messenger RNA of Vavraia culicis subsp. floridensis, 4430 nucleotides long. RefSeq lists its product as uncharacterized. The record is from RefSeq and is a predicted model, not a curated record. NCBI's taxonomy places the organism in Eukaryota, Fungi, Microsporidia, Pleistophoridae. The transcript has a single exon. The coding region runs from base 38 to 2503 and encodes 821 amino acids. Gene Ontology annotation, biological process: transcription elongation by RNA polymerase II; positive regulation of transcription elongation by RNA polymerase II. Gene Ontology annotation, cellular component: FACT complex. Gene Ontology annotation, molecular function: nucleosome binding.